Molecule: messenger RNA, 1797 nt
Organism: Nematocida ausubeli
Lineage: Eukaryota; Fungi; Microsporidia
Exons: 1
Coding region: 1-1797 (598 amino acids)
Source: RefSeq, a predicted model, not a curated record
AUGAAGUCCAUAAAAAUACUUGCCCCCAAGGCAAUUAUUCUACUCCUCAGAAUAUUCCAUGCAAAAGCAUCCAGUGGGGAAUUAACAAGAUCUAACAGUCAAAUACCCAGGCCCAGCGCACCAAUAACCAGAAAUAACAGUUUUCUAACAGCAAAUAAUGCAGCCCGUGUGCCACAGCCAUUUGAUUUUAACGAUCUAAAUGCACGCCUUCUGGAACUCAGCAAUGGCAGAGGAAGAGAAUCAAUAAUCCGCAGGAGCAGCAUAAGAUCAAAUACUUCCUCCAGAAAGUCAUCAAUUUUCACAUCCUACCAUCCAGCAGUAGGCGAAACAGACACAACCCUGCAGAAAUCCAUUAAAACACUAAGAUCAAAUUGCGCCUUCUUAAAGAUCUUUCAAACAGAAGAGAUCAACAGUAUAUUCAAUAACUGGGAGCAAAUCCACAUAAAUUAUCUAAAUCAAAUAAGCCAAAGCACAGAGCCAAUUGUCCGACUAAUUACCGUACUAGAAAGAAAUACAGACAUAAAAACAAUAAAACUACAAAGUUCUUCACCAGAGACAAAUAAAUUCAUAGAAAAAAUAAAGAGCCUAGUGAAAGACAAUGCACUAACACAAGAAGAUGAAAUAGACUUUAAAUGGCACAUAUCUCGUGUAGUAGAUGGGGGCAAAGAGAUAGUCAAUAUUAUCUUCUCAAAUGAAACCACAAGAUUCAACAAACUAAUACAGUACAUCUGCAAGGAAAGGGAUGAAAUCUAUAAGGGAAUGUACUUCAAGAAUAAUAUGGAUAAAAAAGAGACCAUUGAAAUAAUAAUUCAAUUACUGAAGGUAUUAGUGAGUAUUGAAGCGAAUAUGCAUAAUAAUCUAGUAGAGAUGGAUAAAAAAACAAGAAAAAAAAUAGCCCUACUUGGGAUAGAUUUAGAUAAGGAUAUCUUUGAGAUGUCAGCUGACCCGGAUAGUCUAGUUAGUGGGAUAGAGAGAAUAUAUGACUUACUUACACCAGGGGUAGUUGUCAAGAAAUUAACAGAAAAAAUGGCAGAAAAUAUAAAGGACUCUUUAAUACGGAUAAAGGAUGCAGACCCACAUGAUAUCCAUCCUAUCUGCAAGAUAAUUAUAAGUUCAGUCUGUAAGAGCAUGAUAAAUGAUUUUAUUGCAGAAUCAGCAGGCUCCAAAGGCUUAUUUUUCUUUGGGUGUGAAAUUAAGUUCACAUACACAGCAAUAAAGUCUGGUCUAUGGAUAUACGAGAAACUUCAUAGUCUGAAUAAAACCCGUGAUAUACCAGAAGAAACAAGCAGAAUCACUUGCUGCAGAAAGAGUAGAAUUAAAGCAAAAAAACUCUUCCCUAUGCCACUACCCAGUGAUAUGGAAGAGGCACAAGAAAUAUUCAGGAGAUCUAUCCUAAUGGAAAUUGAGAAUACAACGAAAAGUCAAGAAGAACAUGAUAAUAAUCACUUCUUGUGCAUUGAGAAUAUAGAGUGCUUCAGGGACAGAUUUGAAAAUAACUUAAGUCAUGCACUAUUACUGAGUGAAGGAUUCAGAAGGUUUAAUAAUAAAAUACCACAAGGUAUCCAUAGACUAAGCACAAAAUAUGUUCUAAUGAUGCCCAGAGACAACAGAAAGGAGCACAGUGCAUUAUUCUACAGGGCACUCACACUCAUGCCCAUGGAGAAGAUCUUAAUAGAAGAAAACCUUAGAUUCUUAAGUCACUAUGCCCUGCAAGUAGUAACAAAUGGGUCAAUUGAGCAAAAUGCAUUCAAGAGAUUCAUGCUAAACCCAGAAAGGGCAGACCUAAUAGAGCCAUGA